Zea mays is the source of this 5403-nucleotide messenger RNA. Its product is annotated as zinc finger CCCH domain-containing protein 44. The record is from RefSeq and is a predicted model, not a curated record. NCBI's taxonomy places the organism in Eukaryota, Viridiplantae, Streptophyta, Magnoliopsida, Poales, Poaceae. The transcript is spliced from 11 exons. The coding region runs from base 216 to 5141 and encodes 1641 amino acids. Gene Ontology annotation, molecular function: protein binding; DNA binding; metal ion binding.
AUCAUCUUCAUCACUUUCUCUCUGCCCCAGGCCAGUGCCCACCUCUCGCAGUCCUGUACCUACCAACCACAUCAUAUUCGGGUCCGUGAGCCCGUGGGAGACCGCGCGGCGGCGACGACGAGGCCUCGACCUCGAGCGAGGGUUGGUGGACGUCGACGAGCUAGGGUUAGGCGGGCUUUUGAGCUUAAGCUUGGGUUGGGGGGGCCUGCUGAUCCAUGGACGGGGGGACCGGCCCGGGCGCCGAGGUGCUCUCUCCCGGCGAGGCCGAGUGGCCCCCAGAGCUCCGCCUCCCGCCGCUGCCCUCCGUGCCGGAGCCCCCAGGGCCGCCCCCGCCCGCCCCCGCCUCCGCUUCGCUGCGACUGCGAAGCGUCGGGGUCGCGCCCCAUCUGCACGGGGAGGUCUUUGAUGAUGACCCGCAGUUCCUCGGAUCGAUCAUGGGGGCCGCGGCCCCGCCCCCGCCCCAGCAGCAGCAGCAGCAGCCCGCCGCCGCGGCACCGGUGAAGAGGAAGAGAGGCAGGCCGCCGAAGAACAGGGACGGUGCGGCGCCGGUGCCUGCGCCGGUGAAGCCGGGGAACAAGAAGGACGAGGAGGAGGUCUGCUUCAUCUGCUUCGAUGGGGGCAGCCUCGUGGUUUGCGACCGGAGGGGUUGCCCGAAGGUGUACCACCCUGCGUGCAUCAAGCGAGACGAAUCCUUCUUUCGGUGCCAGGGCAAGUGGGAUUGUGGUUGGCACAUAUGCAGCAGCUGCGAAAAGGCAGUACAGUACAUGUGUUAUACUUGUACGUACUCUGUCUGCAAAGGAUGCAUCAAACAAGGCAAAUUCUUUGGCGUUAGAGGGAACAAGGGCUUCUGUGACACAUGUUAUGGUACUAUAUUAUUGAUAGAAUCCAAAGAAGAUGGUGCAAAGGUUGGUGUUGAUUUUGAUGAUAUAUAUAGCUGGGAGUACCUUUUCAAGUUAUAUUGGUUGGAUCUGAAAGGGAAGCAUUUACUAACGAUUGAAGAGCUAAAAAGUGCCAAGAGCCAUUGGAUUGUUCCUACUACUGCUGGUAGAAGAGAGAAAGAGGAGUCAUCUGAUGAAUUAUAUGAUGCAAGCAAUGGCCAAGAUGCUACUUUUGACAUUUCGUCAAAGAAACGAAUACAGAAUAACUCUUCAGGAAAAAGAGGACAAAAACGCAAAAAAGACGGCAACAUUACUUCAAGGAAAUGUGGAAUCUCAAUUAACAGUGCUGGAGGCUUACCAAAUGGAUCAACAGGUGAAGGGAUGGCCUUGGCUGGUGACAAAAACUGGGCAUCAUCUGAGUUAUUGGAAUUCAUUGGACACAUGAGAAAUGGUGAUAAUUCUUAUAUUUCCCAGUUUGAUGUCCAGGUUCUUUUGCUUGAAUAUAUAAAGCAAAAUAACCUCCAUGAUCCUCGCAGAAAAAGUCAGAUUAUAUGUGAUGCAAGGCUUAGCAAUUUGUUUAAAAAACCACGUGUCGAUCAUUUUGAGAUGUUAAAGCUUUUGGAGAUGCAUUAUCUUGUGAAACAGGCUUCAACACCGAAUGCAGACAGUCAAAGAGCAAUUUAUUCAGAUUCAGCUCAAGUAAAUAAUGGAGGACAUAAUGAGUUGGCCGAUACAUUAGGUUUUGAUAGGAGGAAGGCUCAUAAGAAGAUUGAAAGAGAAUUGACAAUUAAUCCAGAAGAUUAUGCAGCCAUUGACAUGCACAAUAUCAAUCUAAUUUACUUGCGGCGCAGUGUGAUGGAGGAUCUUAUUGAUCAGGUUGCUGCAUUUUCUAACAAAAUUGCUGGUGCUUUUGUGAGGAUAAGAAUUUCUGGUCUUGGCAACAAGGAAGAUAUGUACCGACUGGUGAAAGUUCUUGGUACGCAUAAAGUUGCAGAGCGAUACACUGUCAGUAAGAAGACAACAGAUUAUGCUCUUGAGAUAUCUAAUUUAGAAAAGAAAGAGAUUAUCACAAUGGAUACGAUUUCAAAUCAGGAUUUCACAGAGGAGGAAUGCAAACGAUUACGUCAGAGUAUGAAGUUUGGUCUAACUGCCCGGUUAAAAGUGGUAGAUGUCUAUGAGAAAGCUAAAAUCUUCCAAUCUCUGCGAUUUAAAGAUUUGCAGCUUCUGAACACCCCUGAAGAAAAGGAACGCAUGAUUAAUGAAGUUCCAGAAGUACAUGUUGAUUCCCGGAUGGAUCCAAGUUAUGAAUCCGCUGAAGAACCAGAGUAUAAGAAAGCUGUUGAUUGGACCAUGCAUCGGAAUGGGCCAGAUCUAUUAUUUCCAGGAAGAAAAGGGACAGAAUUGAAUUCUGUGGAGAAUCAUACACAAAAGAGUCUGGAUACAAGCAGUCUACCUACAGAGGACGUGGACCAUAGAUCAGGUGCAGGAAGUAACAUUAAUUUAAACAACAUGGCACCUGAGCCUGCAUCACUUGGAAUUUUAUCAAAUGACACUGAGCCAGAAAAGGUUUGGCACUACAAGGACCCUAAUGGAAAUGUUCAGGGCCCGUUUACUCUUUUGCAGUUAUCCAAGUGGGCAAGUUUUUUCCCACGCGACCUGAGAGUAUGGCUUACAUUUGAGAGUGAGGAGAACUCACUACUGUUGACUGAAGUGCUCCCAAAGCAGCAGAAAGAUUUUAUUCAGCUUUCAACAGUUACUACCAGUGAUAAAUCAAUGUGGGCAGGCUCUGGUCAAGAUAGAGUUAACUCAAAUGCAAAUAACUCUUCCUCCCCUAUGGGUUAUAACAUGGUCUAUCCUUCUGCAUUAUCUAGCCCGUCUGCUGAGUGUUAUGAUCCAACAAAAGAUCUAAAGCCUCUGGGUGGAACUUCGCCAUCACGAUCUCUGAAAGAUGCUCAUGCUUUGCAUGAGGUUCAGAAUCAGGUUAACUAUUCAUUCACAAUUCUAUCUUCAACUGGUUCAUAUGCACCACCCGGUUCUCAUGAUGGAAGGGUUUCAAGAGACAGGGUUGAUGAAUGGAACAGUAGUCAGGACAAUGGUGGUAUUUGGAGGCCAACCAUGAAUUCUAGUCAGAAGACUAAUGCACAGCAGCAUCCUGAUGGUUGUACUGGGAAGGACCUAAUGCAAACUGAAUCUAAAUGUAGUUCACAUUUGGUCUCAGUUCUUACUUCACAACACUCUGAGAGAGACCCUGCCACUUCCCUUAGUACUACAAGUUGGCCGGUGUUCAGAACCAGGUGCCAGCAGGAAGGUUCUUCAUGGACUUCAGCUACAAAUGCUGGAGCUCAUGACCUUCAGUUAUCUAUUGCUUUAGCAAAGCCGGAGACCUGUUCUCCAACAAAUCCUGUGGAAGACAGAGAUUCAAGUUCUGCUUCUGCUUUGUCUUGUCAGUCUGGGGCUCCUGUCUGCGUUCCCCAACCAGAUCCAACAUCUACAUCUAAUUCAAGGAAGAUUGAUGCAACCAUGGAUCAGCAUAGAACAUGCCAGCCUGACACAUCAAGUGUAUCAUUUGAUCUUCUUCAUGAGCCUAAAAGUGGCUCACUCUUUUCCUUGAAAACUCAAGAUCUUGAGUUUGAGUACCCUAGUCCUAUCCCAAAACAGGAGGGGAAGGGGAUUUCUGUGAACCAGUCAGGCUCAACAUCAGUAGCACAUGAGAAUUUAGCUACAAAGACAUGUGUCCGCGCACCUACUAGCAAAAUUGAUAGCUUACAACCACUUAAGGAAAGAUCACAUUCGACAGAUAGGGACUCAAUCACUCAAUUAGAGCAUCUGUUUGAAGAGAAUGUGAUAAAGAGAAAUAACAAAGUGGUCAAUCCUGUAUCUGAUGCUGAAGGGAUUGCUGUAUCAGAUGUGUUGGAAUCCUUAACAGAACAAGAUUGUGAAAAAUGUAGUAUACAUGGGGUAGCGCCUUCACAAAAAAUGGUGCCAGCUUCAGCUGAGGAAGAUCAACCACAAUGCUCCAGUCCUAUUGCAUUGUCCCCUUGGGGUGAACCAAGUUACUAUCAGGGUGAAGCUGUUGAUUCUGCUCUAUGGGGCGUCCAAGAUGACCCUGGUAAUGACAUGUGGUCAAUGCCUUCUCCAAAACCUGGUUUCCAGCCCUCAUCAGGUCUUGGAGCUGAUGGCAAAGACGCUUCAUGCAUCAUAGAGGAGGCGAGAGCGGACCCAGGAGAUGGUGCUUUUGUCAAAACAUUACCAACACAAGGGGAGAAAAAGAUGGAACAUGGAAAUUCAAGUGCCUCAGGUUCUGGAGUGUCAGAACGGGUAAAACCAAAAGGAAGCGCUGCAUCAGGUCCAUCUCUAGAUGGGAGCACAAAAGUUAUGGGUUGGCAACUGCCGGGCUCAUCUCUAGAGGGCAGUGCAAAAGUUUCAGGUUGGAAACCACCAGUCUUAUCACUUGAAGGGAUUGCUAAUGGUUCAGGUUCACAAGCAUCGUGUCCUUCUACGCAAAGGGGCACAAAAUCUUCAGGUUGGCAGCGAUCAAGUUCAUCCCCGGAUGGGAGCAGAAAAGCCUCAGGUUGGCAACAGUCAAGUACAUCACCAGAGGGGAGUGGAAAAGCGCAUGGCUGGCAACGAUCAGGAUCUUUUACCCAGGGGGGUACAAAGGCUGCAGGUCGGCAACCCUCUCGUUCCUGUACAGAUCGGAUUGCAAAAGUUGAUGGCUGGCAACGAACAAGUUCAUCUCCGGAGGGAAGCAGAAAAGCUUCAGGCUGGCAUUCGUCGGGUCGUGACAGCUCAAAGAUCGCAUCCAGUGCCAGCGAAAACCGUAAAUUGUCUUCUAGUCACCAAGCGACGACACCAACAGGGAGGCACUCGUUGGCAAAGAGACAGGGAAGCAGCGACAAGGGUGCUGCUGGUUGGGACGAGGCUCUGGGGAACUCUUCGGAAGCAUCGAAGAGACAACAGGGAAACAGCGACAAGAAUGCAGGCUCGGGAGUGGCUCUCGGAAGCAACAGGAGCUGGCAUCCAUCGUCUGGUAACCCUAGUCGGGGCGGCCAGGGGAAUCACCAACAUGACAGGGACUCUCACAGCGGUGAUUCGCGGCGGGGUAGCUCGAACUACCCCCGGAGGUCCGACAAUCGUCAUGACCAUGGCAGUGGUGGUUCGUCACGACCCUCGUCAAGAGGGCAGUCCCAGAGGGGGCUAUGUAAACACUACGAGAGUGGCCACUGCGGGAAGGGUUCGAAAUGCCAGUACCUGCACCGGUGAUCGCCGUGGCCGUGUGGAAGCGGGACCCCUGUUUGCCUGGCCGUCCUCACAUUUUUGUAUAGCAGGAUGUGGUUUCGUCGUAGUCAGUAUAGUAGAACGCUUAUUAACCGUGUCGGCACCACUAAGUUGGUAGUAGUACAUAUCUUUCAGGGCAGGAGCAUGACUAAAGUAGGAUUUGUAAGUUUUAUUAGAGCCACUGAUGGCCUUGGAUAAAGAUUCUCCGCUUUUUGGUUCGGGAAUGCACGCUUUUUGUUCAGCUAAA